This is a messenger RNA of Acipenser ruthenus (sterlet), 3138 nucleotides long. RefSeq names its product phosphatase and actin regulator 1-like. The record is from RefSeq and is a predicted model, not a curated record. Gene Ontology annotation, biological process: cell motility; stress fiber assembly. The transcript is spliced from 13 exons. NCBI's taxonomy places the organism in Eukaryota, Metazoa, Chordata, Actinopteri, Acipenseriformes, Acipenseridae. The coding region runs from base 267 to 2105 and encodes 612 amino acids. Gene Ontology annotation, molecular function: actin binding.
CAGGCAUGCAUUGAUUCAAAAUUAUUAAACUCCCGAACUGCUGAUGAAGCUUACUUUAGAUCUAGAAAAGUCUUAGCAGGAAAUAUAAUUCUGGUGUGGAAUUGGGUGGAUGACACAGUGGGUGAAAGCAUCCAGCUCAGCAAAAUCUGGAUUGGCUGGAGUUGCAGGGUCAGAAGGGUCGUCAAGAGUCAACCGAGUAUCUUUCUAAUCAUAAUCUCUGUCCUUGUGUGUGGCAACCGGACAGAAAGAAUUUGUGUUUGUAUUCCAUGGCGGAUUCUGCACAUAAACUGCCUUUGACUUUGGUUACCUCCGGCUACAGAGACAGCGUAUCAGCGGGGAUGACCGAAGAGAAGCCCAAGAAGAAAGCUUUUUACCUGGUCAGAAUUAAACCUAUGAAUAACACGGAGCAUGCUAACAACAACAACGUGUCAUUCGUGAUUCAUUGCCAGAUAGGCAAAGAGAUCAAGCACAUUUGCAGCAACUGCAGCCGUGGGAAAGAAGCGCAGAAUGCUGAGGAAGUAGAAAGACUGGCUGCAAUGCGUUCAGAGUCCCUUGUCCCCGGAACCCACACUCCCCCAAUAAGGAGAAGAAGCAAGUUUGCCACCAUAGGCCGACUCUUUAAGCCCUGGAAAUGGAGGAAGAAGAAGAGUGAGAAGUUCAAGCAGACCUCUGCAGCACUAGAAAGAAAGAUAUCAAUGAGGCAAAGCAGGGACGAGCUGAUCAAGCGGGGAGUGCUGAAAGAAAUAUUUGAAAAAGAUGGGGAGAUCCCAGUAACAAAAGAAGACAGGGAGCUAGAGAAGGGGCAGUCACCGAUACCCAUUCCUCAUAUGUUAGAGUGUGAAGCAGGAGACCAUACCUAUGAGAUGAUUCCCAAUACAGAGUGCAUGGAUGGGACAGUCUCUGAAGACUUCCAGAUGUCUCUUGAGGCUGGAGUAUUCCCUCAGGAUCCUUCACUGAAGCCAGUCUUGGUUUUGCCGCCUAAGAAAUCUGUGGCUUUCUCUGGUGACCAUCAGGACACCCCAGUGAAAAAAACACCUUUUCUCAAGCAGCCCCCUGCACUGCCUCCAAAACCUCUUUCCAGGAUUCCAAACCAUAUAACUGACUCAGGCCAGCCCAUCAAACUGCCCUGUAUGCCGGGAAAGCUGUCUCCUCCACUACCUCCAAAGAAGGUGAUGAUCUGUGUUCCACCCUGGGGCAUGGACCCCACCUUCAAUUCCUACUCACAGAUGUGCUCUCAGCAGUCCCUGGCACAGCACCACCACUCCAUACUGCCAUCCCAGCUUGCUGCCCAUCAGCACCAGCUACAGUAUAGCGGGCCAAUCCCACUCCAUCAGCCAGUAGCUCCCAGCAGGGUGAUAGAGGAGCUCAACAAGACCUUAGCCUUGACGAUGCAGAGGCUAGAGAGCUCUGGUUUACAUGCAGGGCAAGGAAGCAUUGUUGAUGGGAAACAAGUGCCAACUGUGGUGAUAGAGUGUGACGAUGAUAAAGAAAAUGUACCGAAUGAAUCUGACUACGAGGAUCUACCCAGCAUGUACAGGGACGAGCAGGAUGAGGAUGAGGAUGAUGACGAUGAUGACGACGACGCCUUCUUUACAAGCUCUCUGGCAUUGAAGGUGUGCAGGAAAGAUUCGUUGGCAAUCAAACUCUGCAAUCGGCCUUCCAAACAAGAACUGGAAGAGAAGAACAUCAUCCCCAUGCAGACCGAUGAGGAAAGGCUGGAGCUGAGGCAGCAGAUCGGGACCAAGCUAACACGACGAUUAAGUCAGAGGCCAACUGCAGAAGAAUUGGAACAGAGAAACAUUCUCAAACCGAGGAAUGAUCAAGAGGAGCAGGACGAAAGGCGAGAACUCAAAAGAAGGUUAAGCCGAAAGCUGAGUCAGAGGCCUACAGUAGAGGAGCUGCGAGAAAAGAGGAUCCUGAUCCGCUUCAGUGACUAUGUGGAGCUGGCCGACGCACAAGACUACGACAGGCGUGCAGACAAGCCAUGGACACGGCUAACAGCGGCUGACAAAGCAGCUAUCCGGAAAGAGCUCAAUGAAUUCAAAAGUACUGAAAUGGAGGUGCAUGAGUCAAGUCGGCAUUUAACAAGGUUUCAUAGACCCUAGAAGUCUGCUGUAAGAAGAAAUGCCAUAUGGGCUUUUUAUUUUCACAAAGAACCUUAAGUGCUGGAAUUACAAUAGGUGCCCAUGUCUACAAUAAGGCCAGACGUCUUCUGAAUUGCCUUUUUUUCUAAAUACAACCAGUAUAUCCUUUAAUAUUAUGUAAAAAAAAAAAAGACUACUGUUGGUACUCCCACACAUACUAAUAUUCAGGAGUCCCUGACAGAAGCAGGGAACAGAUAAUGUGCCACAUCCACCAACGACUGGCUCUGCUGACUUUUUGAAUGUCUUGCUCCAUCAUAUUAAGUAUACAUGUGAGUUUGUCUAAUCAGUCUCAUCAGCGCAACGUUUGUGAAGCAAAACCUCCCUCUCCUUGAAAUCAUCAUGCGCUACAUGCUUUGCCCAGCUAUGUUUAGUAACAGACCGUGUUUGGCUCUUCAGUAUCCUCCAUCAAAGGGUCAGAGCCUGUGUUUAAGGAGGGAUGGCAGUGUCUUAGAACUCAGUAUUAUCACACAGUUCUCUUUUUUUCAAUGUCGCUAGAAGGAUUUCCAUGCACUGUUUGAAGUCUUGUACAUUAUAGAUUAAUUGUUCCUUACUAACAUUACAGGUAAAGUGUGAUUGGCUUGAAUUACACAAUUCAGAAAUAAUGAUAACCAUAACGAUAAUAAUAAUAAUAAUAAUAAUAAUAAUAAUAAUAAUAAUAAUAAUAAUAAUAAUAAUAAUAAUAAUAAUAAUAUUUAUUGCUAACUGUGAAUUGAAAGUGCAGACAACUUGUUUGUUUGCCAGUGUUUCUGUAUAUUGUGUUUAUACUACUGUCCUGUUCAAUUAUCCUAACAAUUUAAUAUAUUCUUGGAGGGUCUUUGGAAGGAGAACACUGGGUGCUAUAUUUGAAACUGGUUUAAAGGAGAGUGCCCUAUUUAUUAAACUUUUACUCAUUUGUUUUACAGUUUGUUGUUUCAAAAUCACUUGUUUUAUUAAAAAAGUUUGUUUGGUGUUCUUUUAAUGAAAAUAAACUCAAGCAAAGGUUUUAUGAAUAGAG